AUGGGCACUGAAACGGCUCCAAUGAUCAUCUUGUCAAUUGUUGCGAUGAUUCUUUUUGUAGUGUGCACAUCGUUCAGGCGCGAUCCAUCUAAAGCGAAACCUUGGGAGUUGUUGGUUGGCUGUCUGGUUCCACUGCUGGCUCUUAUCUCCACAACAGGCCUGUUGUCUUGGACCGGCUGGAAAUUUCAGUCGAUAAUCGUUGCCGCAUUCUUCUUGGUGAUCUCCGUCGGUGUUGAUGACGUCUUCAUAAUUCUCCGCGCCUGGGAUCAAACGAAUUCCGAAGAGGAGGUGCCGGAACGAAUGGCUCAAACACUUGUGGAUGCCGGACCAAGUAUUCUUAUCAGUUCGAUCACGAAUGCGAUGGCGUUCCUCAUAGGGAUGACAUCUCAAACGCCUGCAGUACGAUCGUUCUCGAUGUACUCGGCUAUCGCUAUCUGUAUUUGCUUCUUCUACCAGCUGAUCAUGUUCAGUGCUGUGUUGUCUGCCAGCGGAUACCGCGAACGGAGUGGUCUGCAAAGUUUUUUCUGUUGGAGAAAAGCAAACCCUAAGGUAAAUUAA
Messenger RNA from Cooperia oncophora, 558 nucleotides. Lineage: Eukaryota; Metazoa; Nematoda; Chromadorea; Rhabditida; Trichostrongylidae. The record is from the annotation of a GenBank genome assembly.